Laccaria bicolor S238N-H82 is the source of this 2448-nucleotide messenger RNA. RefSeq lists its product as uncharacterized. Lineage: Eukaryota; Fungi; Basidiomycota; Agaricomycetes; Agaricales; Hydnangiaceae. The transcript is spliced from 6 exons. Gene Ontology annotation, molecular function: protein binding. The record is from RefSeq and is a predicted model, not a curated record. Bases 1 to 2448 code for a protein of 815 amino acids.
AUGCAACUUGCCGCAUUGGACCCUCCUCCUCCCACCAAUCCCAUUUUUCGGAGUGUAGAGAGUCAGACUCAAGGGAGGAGCAGAAGGAAAGGCAGUCUUACUGUGAGACCGAGCGGAAGGGGAAGAGCAGGACCUUCGAGUUCCGCGCUUGUCGAGCUGAAUCGACGCGUUCUGGCUUUGGAAAGUUUUUCAAAGGCUGAGGAAACGUCGCUAGAAGAACCGUUUUAUUCUGAAGAGGACCUGGCGGCGUUUUAUAAGGACGUUCUUGCCCACACGCUCGAAGUCGAAGAACAACCAGAACAACUCGUUGACCCUGAGGCUUUGAGGCUCGCGAGAGUCGAAGAGGAUAAAGGCAUCGUCGAAGAUUUGGAUCAGCGGUUUUUGGUGGAUGCCAGCGCUGUGGCUUUGGAUGAGUCUAGUGUUCCACAAGAGGAUACCUAUCGGCGUGUGUUAAGCCGCGUAUAUGCUGUCGUGGCGCGUGUUGAGGCAGUCCGUAUGCACGCUGCGGAGGCAGAGGCUGGGCCUUCGAAUCGUCAGUCGAGUUCUAUCCCGAUGGGGUUGUUGACUAUGAGGGAAUGUGAGGCGCUUAUUGGGGUGUCGGUUGAAGCGAGGGACGGUGAAGGGGCUGAGCUGGCUAUGGGACUCAUGAUGCGAAUGGGUCUUCCCCUACCAGAGACUGCAAUCAGCGACGUCCUAGAGCUAUACUCUGAUGUAGGGGACACAACAGGAGCUGAUAGACUACUUAAUCGAUACCUAACCGCCGCACCCACGGACACCCAAAAACACCUCCACAUCCAAGCCCACCUAAAAGCAACACCCCUCGAAGAACUACCCACAUCCGCGCUAGAUACCCUACACAGCUACGAAGCUCGAGCCCAGGCAGCGCCAAUGCAAACAUAUACCGCCGUCAUCACCUCCCUUUUCUCUCGCCCCUCAUCCAUCGCACGAGCCCAAGCAUGGGAUCUCUUUUCCCACAUGCGCUACGUUGCCCAUCCCAACCCAGACGCCCUCUUAUACACACUCAUGAUCCGCGCCUGUGCCUCCCCAAUAUCAUCCGCCCUCUCCUCCGAGCUGGAGAAAGCACUGGACUUUUGGACGGAAAUGACGGUGGACCAUAGGAUAAUACCGACGGUUGGAGCGUAUAACGCCGUCAUCCUGGCGUGUGCGAGGUCAGGAACGGAGAUGUACGUGAAUGAGGCGUUUCGACUCGCGAGGCAGAUGCUGGAUUCGCAUCGGGAUGCGGAGGGAAAGUCGGCGUAUAGACCUGAUCGGAAGACGUUUUGUGCGUUGUUGGAGGGCGCGAAGAGGAUUGGGGAUUUGGGGAGGGCGAGGUGGAUAUUGGCGGAGAUGGUGAGGGGACGGGAGGCGGAAGAUGUUAAUGCGCCGGUGGACGCUGGGGUGGAUGAGGAGGUUAUGAUGCAUCUGUUUCAGACGUAUGCGGCAUAUCGACCGCCGUUUCAACGCGCGAAGACUCGGUUGGUUCAGGAGGAUACGAGUGAGGGGGUCAAGGAAGGCGUUGAGAGCAAGGGCGUUGUGGAGGAAAAGGCCACGGAAGAGAAGCCUGCCGAGAAGGUAUUCCAAGAAAUAAUGAUGGAAAAUCAAGACGAAGCACCGUCAUUCGCACAUCUCCCGCCUCAGAGCCAUGCAGAGGUUCUGCAAGAGGUCAAAUCCUUAUUCCAGCGCAUUUGCGAAGAACGUGGUUCAGCAGAUGAACCUAAUGCUGAUCAGCUGAAAUUCAAAGACGUCCAGUUAACGCCCCGACUGGUCAAUUCGUACCUGGCCGUUUUUUACAAGCAUGCUUCAUUGAGCACAUCUCAAGAUCUUUUCUGGAAAAUAUACGAAGAAUUGGGGGUAGAUCGGAGUACACGGGCUUACCUUGAGGCUCUGGAGAGGUGUGGGAAUGCUAAGAAAGGGGAUGAGAGGGUCGUUGCGCUCACAUUUGCAGAAGAGCUUUGGGAGAGUUGGAAGGCCAUCGAGGCGUCUGGGAAGCAUGAUGGAAGGCCGCUGAAUGCGAGAAUGAUUGAAAGAGCGCAUGUGGCGAUGACUCGUGUGCUGGUGCUAAACCGACAGGUCAAUCGAGCAAUGGAUCAGAUCAGAGCCUUCGCUGCCCGGUACGACCCCCAAGCUCUACGGACACCCUCCGUAAAACCCGACCUAAGAUCUACGCGUACAUUGCUUGACGGUUCUCGUCCCCUCGUUCGGAUGACCUCGACAACAGAGGUGCCAGAUGACCACGUCCCCCCGUUCUUGACAUUUGCGGACGUUGAGAUCGUGCACCAUCGGCUGGUGGCGCUUGGAAUGUACAAGGACAUUGGAUACCUGAAGUGGUUAUGUAAGGCGUAUGAGUGGGCUUUGAGAGUGAGAAAGGACCAGGCUGCGAGGGCUCCUUUUGUUAAGAGCGAACCAAUAAGACCUGCGGUGGCGAGUCCGACAAGGAAAAUGGAUUAG